AUGUCGACGUCGAAGAAACUCAAGAGCUUGAUACGCAACAGAGACAGCGUUCUCGAGUUCAUGGACCGGAUUGAACAGUACCUGAAAAACACCAAGGAGUUCGAUGAGCAGUCGGUCAACAUUCGGAUAGAGAAACUCGAGCAAAAGUGGAAUGAGUUCGAGGAUCUCCAGAACGAUAUCGAGAGCAUGGAGGACAAUGAGGAGAACAUGCCAGAGCACCAUCAACUCAGGGCCGAAUUCGAAGGAAAGUACUUUGAGCGUAUGUUUUCAACGGCAACAUCCACUAGCGUUAGUAAAUUCCGUCCCACGAAAGUUUCGGUCAACUCGGCGACUGAAACGAAGUCACCAAACUGCUUCGCCUGUAAGGAAAAUCAUUGGAUUACUCAGUGCCCAACCUUCGCUAAGUUAGGAGUGGACAAACGGCUGCAGCUCACCAACUCCAAGCGGCUCUGCAGUAAUUGUCUUGGUAGGAAUCAUUUGGCACGGGACUGUCCGUCAAAAUAUCGUUGCAGAACGUGUUCGAAGAAGCACCACACGUUGUUGCAUCCUGGAUUUCCUGGUUCUGGUUCCAUGGUUCUGGCAACGAAUGAAAAUGGAAACCCUUCUACAUCAUCAUCAAAUGGCGGUGCUUCGAACUCUGGUGAAUCUGUUUCUAGUUCGAUGGCACUAAUUUCAUCCAAUUCGGCGAUAGGGCACUCAAAAUCGCAUAUAUUUUUGCUCACGGUGUUGCUAAAUGUGAAGGACGUUUGGGGAAGGAUACAUCAGGCAAGGGCGCUUCUAGACUCCGGAUCACAGGCCAACUUGAUGUCGGCAAAUCUCUGCAAGCUACUUCAACUUUCACGACGGGACAAAAAGGUGGAAAUAACUGGUAUUGGUCGAUCACGAAAUCGCACGGCUUAUGAAGUCUCCACUACAAUUUCUUCUCGGACGGAUAAUUUCUUAACUUCAAUGGAAUUUCUGGUGUUGGAGCAGCUCACUGAAAAUCAGCCAUCAUACUCGAUUCCGAUGCGAGAAUGGCAACCUCCGGCUGAUAUGGUUUUGGCUGAUCCUGGUUUCAACGUUUCUGGUCCGAUCGAUUUGGUCUUAGGUACCCAGUACUUUUACGAAUUCCACAUAAGCGAUGGUGGCCGGUUGCAAGCUCGUAAAUUCGACAAUACGCUCCCAGUAUUUGUCAAUACGGUAUUCGGAUGGGUAGCAGCUGGUGAGGUUACAUGCAUGGAAGGGCAGUCGCGGGUUAGUUGCCAUACUACGAAGGUGGAAUCUUUGGACAAGGCAAUCGAACGGUUUUGGGCAGUGGAAGAAUUUACGGUUAAAACACCACGCUCACAGGAAGAGGAAGAUUGUGAGACACAUUUCUUUAACACAGUCUCUCGUGAUGACACUGGCAGGUAUAUUGUGCGGUACCCUAAGCACAUGAAUUUCAACAGCAUGAUUGGUGAAUCGAAACAGAUGGCUCUCCGAAGAUUUCAUCACACUGAAAGACGAUUGAAACUAAACUGUGAUCUGCGAUCGCAGUACAGUGACUUCAUGAUGGAGUACAUUGAGCUGGGUCACAUGAAGUGCAUUGGAGUGGCGGAUGACUCAAGCUUGGAUGAAGGCAAAAUUGUCUGCUAUCUUCCACACCAUCCUGUAUUUAAGGAAACAAGCUCAACGACGAAAAUGCGUGUGGUCUUCGACGGAUCAGCGAAAACUUCCACGAACUAUUCGCUCAAUGAAGCUCUACUUACAGGGCCAACUAUUCAAGACGAACUACUUGAAAUAAUGAUUCGAUUCCGGAAACAUGCCGUUGCCCUGGUGGCGGACGUUGCAAAAUCAGUUUACGAGCUACAAACUGUCACUUACGGAUUGUCUCCAUCGUCGUUUCUCGCUACCCGGGUACUGAAGCAACUGGUUUUGGAUUUGGGUGAAAAAUACGAGCAUGCAGCCAGCUCCGUGGAAGAAGAUUUUUAUAUGGAUGACUUCCUGUCGGGUGCAGCCACGGUGGAAAAGGCAAUACUGCUUCAAAAGGAAGUGCAAAAUUUGUUGGAAGAAGGAGGUCUAGAGCUUCGGAAAUGGUCUUCAAAUAAUUCGGAUGUCCUGAAAAAUGUUCCUAACGAGGCUCUUGUCGGUGAUGCAACUCUACACUUUGGAGAAGAUCAGAGAAUAAAAACGCUUGGUAUCGGAUGGGAAACAAAACCAGAUCAUCUGUGCAUCGAGGUUGAACUAUCGACGAAAGAGUGUAUUUGGACAAAACGCAAAAUAUUUUUUACGAUUGUCAAGCUGUACGACCCGCUUGGACUGGUUUCACCGGUCAUCGCUUGGGCAAAAAUUCGAAUGCAACAUCUUUGGCUAACCGCUGUUGAAUGGGACGAUCCAGUUCCGGAGGAAAUCGCAAGCAAAUGGAUGGAUUUUGUGGCACAGUUGCCGAUUCUGAACGACUAUAAGGUACCUCGCUUCAUCUUUCUGCCGGAUUUUGUCUCUAUACAGUUCCAUGUAUUCACCGAUGCAUCGGAAAUUGGAUAUGGUGCCUGCAUCUAUGCGCGCUCUAUCGACAAGGCGAAGCAAAUCAAAAUCGAGCUCAUAGCAGCCAAAUCACGGGUGGCACCACUCAAGCGCGUUAGCUUACCUCGGCUCGAGCUCUGUGCUGCACUCCUGGGAGCAAAAUUAUAUGCUAAAGUUUCAGCAGCACUCAAGAUGGAAGGAGUUUCUUGUUGGUUCUGGUCAGAUUCAAUGGUGACGCUUCAUUGGAUUCAGGCCCCACCUAACACAUGGCAAACCUUCAUCGGGAACCGUACUGCAGAGAUUCAACAGUUAACCCACGGGCACAGCUGGAAUCACGUGAAAGGAACUGAAAACCCGGCUGACUUGAUUUCACGUGGAAUGCUUCCUCAAGAUUUCUCCGUCACCACUGUGUGGCGCUGCGGUCCAUCAUGGCUCUCGAACGAGGAGGAAUAUUGGCCUAAGCACCCAACUGGUACGCCACCCGAGGAUCUACUAGAACGCCGAAAAACAGCACUCGUGAUUCAACAAACACCAGAGCAUAACUUUCUAUUCCACCGCUAUUCAAGCUUUUGGCGUUUACUUCGGAUUACUGCCUUAAUUCUUCGUUUUGUGAAUCGAUGUCGUCGCAAACCUAAUUGCCACCCAAACCUAUUCGCUUCAGUAGGAGAACUAGAGCAAGCUAAAGAAACACUAUCGAAGUUGGCGCAACAUGAAAUAUUUGCAGAUGAACGUAAACAACUGAAAAAAACUCGAACCGUCUCCAAAAAGUCGUCAUUGAAACUACUUGGCCCGUUCCUUGACGAAAAGGGAAUCAUUCGACUCGGUGGACGACUUGAACACUCCUCCGAGUACUACCACACAAAGCACCCUAUAAUUUUACCAAAAUUCCAUCCACUCACACGCCUCAUUACACAACACUAUCACGAACAAUGCAUGCAUUCCGGUCCUCGCAUGACCUUAGCUACAAUGCAUCAAGAAUUCUGGCCAGUUAACGGAAAGACAAUCGCCAAUUUUGUGUGUCGCAAAUGUCCGCAAUGCUAUCGCCUAAACCCUGCUCCAGUUUCUCAACCCGUUGGCCAAUUGCCAAAGUCCCGCACAGCACCAUGUAGAGCUUUCACCAUAGUUGGAGUGGACUACUGCGGACUCGUUAUCUUAAAACCAGCGCAUCGACGAGCAGCACCACGGAAGGCAUUCAUUGCCGUAUUUGUUUGUUUUGCCUCCAAAGCCGUGCAUCUGGAAUUGGUCUGUGACCUAUCCACGGAGGCCUUUAUUGCAGCCUUACGUCGCUUCAUCGCACACCACGGGAUGCCAGCAGAAAUCCAUUCGGACAACGCGAAACACACCAGAGAAUCAAUCAACCGAGAAUGCAGCAAACACCGAAUUCAGUGGCACUUCAUUCCGCCAAGAGCACCAACCUUCGGCGGUCUAUGGGAGGCCGCUGUGAAAACCGCGAAAACAACACUGAGAAAAGUGCUCGGAAAAACGCAGCUGUCCUACGAAGACUACGCAACAGUGCUAGCACAAAUCGAGGCAAACAUGAACAGCCGACCGCUUACGUCCUUAUCCAUCGACCCUAUUGAGCUAGAUGUCCUCACUCCCGGUCAUUUCAUCAUCAGGGCACCGCUCAUAAGCCUCCCGGAACCAAACUACGUGCAAAUUCCCACCAACCGACUAAACCACUACCAACAGUUGCAAAAUUGGUCCAGCAGCACUGGGAUCGCUGGAGAAUAG
Molecule: messenger RNA, 4212 nt
Organism: Armigeres subalbatus
Lineage: Eukaryota; Metazoa; Arthropoda; Insecta; Diptera; Culicidae
Exons: 4
Coding region: 1-4212 (1403 amino acids)
Biological process (GO): DNA integration
Molecular function (GO): zinc ion binding; nucleic acid binding
Source: RefSeq, a predicted model, not a curated record